AUGGACAACCAGAGCAACAAGCCACACCGGACGAGCAAAGGCAAGGCAAAGGAGAACACCGGAGAGCUCAGAGGAAGAAAUCCAAAGGCGUUUGCGCCCGCAUCUGGCAGGAGAGCCGAAAAGAAUGCUAGGAGGAACGUCGAGAAGGAUCAGACGAGGCUGCACGUCCCUGCCAUCGAUAGGACUUUUGGCGGACAUGGCGCAGGUCAAGGGAUGUCCAGCGUACUCGGUCAAGCAGACAAGGAGGAAGGGCCGCCUCCCAUCAUCGUUGCUGUCAUUGGCCCGCCUGGCGUCGGCAAGACGACGCUCGUCCGCAGUCUCGUCAGACGGUACACAAAGACGACCCUGUCCGACAUUCGCGGCCCCGUCACUGUCGUGACAGGCAAGGCACGUAGGCUGACGCUCGUCGAAUGCCCAAAUGACCUGGGCGCGAUCAUCGACAUCUCUAAGGUCGCAGAUCUCGUGCUGCUUCUGAUCGACGGUAGCUUCGGUUUCGAGAUGGAGACUUUCGAGGCUCUUUCUGCGCUAUCCUCUCACGGCAUGCCUAAACUCAUCGGUGUCCUCACUCAUAUCGAUCUUAUCAAGUCACCUGCCUUGCUGAAAGCCCAGAAGAAGCGCCUCAAGACCCGAUUUUGGACCGAAGUCUAUGAUGGCGCCAAACUGUUCUAUCUUUCGGGCGUGAUCAAUGGUCGCUAUCCAGACAGAGAGAUCCUCAACCUUUCCCGUUUCAUCUCGAUUGCUAAAUUCAGACCUCUCACUUUCCGCAACACACACUCCUACAUGGUCGCCGAUCGACUGGAAGAUCUCACCCCUCGAGAACAGAUACGCACGCGACCUGAACAAGAUCGGACGAUAGCCCUUUGGGGCUACCUACGAGGCGUACCUCUACGUGCGCCUUCUGCAGCCUCGAGCGUCAGAGUACACAUCCCCGGCUCGGGCGUCGAUGCAUUCCAAGUCGAUCAGAUGACGCCGCUGCCAGAUCCUUGUCCGCUGCCGACGCAGGAGAGCGAGAAGCGUCGGAAGCUGAGCGAGAAGAACAAGCUCGUCCAUGCGCCGAUGAGCGGCGGUGCUGGCGGCGGUGUCGUCUUUGACGGCGAGCGUAUCUGGAUUAACACUGCCGGCACCUUCACCAAGCGCUCGGCAGAAAACGAAGAUGGUGCGAAUCCGGAGCUCGUCGGUGAGGGCGAGCGCAUGGUCAUGGACCUCCAAGAUGUCAAUUCGACUCUGCGUCAAGGUAUAGCCAGCAGCCAGAUCCGUCUUCUCGGCUCUUCGCGAGACCCGUUGCAGAUCGAGAACAAUGAUCCUUCAGACGACGAGGAUCUCGAAGAUAACGAGAUAGGCGACAGUGACAGUGCAGACGAUGUGGACGUGCUCGAAAGUGACAUCGAUGAUAAUGUCACGCGCCUGAGGGAGAGCAGACGUCCUGCGCUUGCAGGUCGCGCGCAGCUAGAUCCGCAGCUAGAGUCAGACUCUGACGACGAAGCUGCGUUCGCAGAGAGCGACUCAGAGCUGGGCAAUGAAGCGAGCGAGGCCGAUCAUGGAACUAGCAGCGCAGAUGAGAUUCCCAUCCUGCCGCAAUGGAAGCAAGAUUUAGCAAGCAAGGCAGCGCAGGCUUUCGCUUCUUCGACCGCGCGUCGCAAGCCUGAUCUCAUGAAGCUCAUCUAUGACAGCGAAUUGACACCUCUCGAGAUCUGCUAUGGCGCUGCAGAGGAGGUCGUACGAGACGCAGAUUUGACGGACGACGACAACCUCUUUGUCGUGCGCAAGCCGACCGAAGUGCUUGCUGAACGAUUGGAGGACCGUUCGCGUGCGCCGCUCGACCUUGAUCGUCUCAGGUCAUGGGAGAAUCCUGAGACGCUGAUGGCGCUGCGCAGCCGAUUCAUUACAGGCGACAACGUCACGGCGGUGCCUGCAUCGAAUGCGUACGAAUCUGACGGCGAAGGCGCAGACUUUGAAGAUCUCGAAGGCGAAGACAGCGCAAGCAAACUGGCGGAAGCAAGCGAGUCUGCUGCCGACGCGCAAGUGGACAGUCGAGCUGCGUUGCAAGCAAAGAAAGCCGAAUUGAAGCGCAAAUUUGACCAACAGUACGACGACUCGAGCGAUGACGAGGGCAAGAAAGACUUCUACACCGAGCAGAAAGAGGAGAUGGCCAAGCGUCUGAGAGCUACCCGAAUCGAAUUUGCAAACGACGAUCUGGAGACUCGAGCUCUCGUCGAGGGGCAUCGUCCUGGAACAUAUGUCCGCAUGGAGAUCUCGGGCGUGCCAAGCGAGCUCGUAGAGCAUUUCGAUCCUACCUUCCCUCUGGUCGUCGGCAGUCUGACGUCCCACGAGGAAAACAUGGGCUUCGUACAGAUGCGAUUGAAGAAGCACCGAUGGCAUUCGAAAAUUCUCAAGACAAGCGAUCCCCUCAUUCUCAGCAUUGGCUGGCGGCGCUUUCAAACUGUGCCGAUCUACUCGCUUGACGAUGGCACGCGGAAUCGCAUGCUCAAGUAUACGCCAGAGCAUAUGCAUUGCUUGGCUACAUUCUACGGGCCCACCGCCACACCCAAUACAGGUGUCUGUGCCUUCAACACGAUUCGCAAUGAGCAGCGCGCUUUCCGCGUGUCUGCAACCGGCGUGGUGCUGGAAGCCAGCGGCUCUACGCAGAUCACCAAGAAGAUCAAGUUGACCGGCAUACCUUACAAGAUCUUCAAGAACACUGCUUUCGUCAAGGACAUGUUCACGACAGCAUUGGAGGUAGCGAAAUUUGAAGGGGCCAAUAUUCGCACCGUCUCUGGUAUUCGCGGCCAGAUCAAGAAGGCACUUGCCAAGCCCGAAGGAUGCUUCCGAGCAGCCUUCGAAGACAAAGUGCUGGUCAGCGAUAUCAUCUUCUUGCGCGCUUGGUACGAGAUCCAUCCUCGCAAGUUCUACAAUCCGGUUGGCUCUCUUCUGCUCGAAGAUAAGUCAUUGUGGACUGGCAUGCGUCUGACUGGCGAAGUGCGACGACACGAAGGCGUGAAGACGCCAAGCAACAUCAACUCGCUCUACAAGCCCGUUGAACGUCAAACACGCCGCUUUAACCCGCUCAAAGUUCCCCGAAAGCUCGAGGCAUCUCUGCCGUUCGCCAACAAGCCAAAGGAAAUGCUGCCACAGACAAAGCAAACAUACAUGCAGAAACGGGCAGUGGUGCUGCAGCCGGAAGAAAAGAAGGCGAUCGGCCUGCUACAACAAAUUCAGGCAAUACAGAAACAGAAGCUCGCCAAACGCAGCUCGAAGCAGACUGAACGCAAGCAAGAGCGUCUCAAGAAGCUUGCAAAGGGCGAAGAGGCCCGGCAAUCGAGGGAAAAGCUAUCGCGCAAAGAGUAUUACCGCGAAACUGGUAUCAUUGAAAAGCGAAAGGCAGACGGAGAAGACACAAGCAAGUCACGCAAACGCUCGCGGUCCUAG
This is a messenger RNA of Mixia osmundae IAM 14324, 3426 nucleotides long. RefSeq lists its product as uncharacterized. The transcript is spliced from 3 exons. Lineage: Eukaryota; Fungi; Basidiomycota; Mixiomycetes; Mixiales; Mixiaceae. The coding region runs from base 1 to 3426 and encodes 1141 amino acids. Gene Ontology annotation, biological process: endonucleolytic cleavage of tricistronic rRNA transcript (SSU-rRNA, 5.8S rRNA, LSU-rRNA); maturation of SSU-rRNA from tricistronic rRNA transcript (SSU-rRNA, 5.8S rRNA, LSU-rRNA); ribosome biogenesis. Gene Ontology annotation, molecular function: U3 snoRNA binding; GTP binding; GTPase activity. Gene Ontology annotation, cellular component: 90S preribosome; nucleus. The record is from RefSeq and is a predicted model, not a curated record.